CCUCCGUGUCGAUGAGGAGCCACUCCGAGCGACUCGACACGAAUACACGGAUGGAGUGGAGUUCGAAGUGACGAGCCAUUCCACUUUGAAAUACCCUCUCAUUCGCUGUCCUGCCGUCUCCAGGUUGCCAACACUGCACUUGCGCCAGUGUCAUCUAUUAGCUGCACAUUGAACUUCCAUCCGCAGACGGGCGAGCACGUAUUCCCUGUAAGGAUUGAGAUCCUCUAGAACUCGGUUGGUUUUCGCCGUUCAACAAUACGAAAGGAAAAUUCGCCGAUAUCAGGCCGACUGAUUGUCAAGAAAAAAGGAAGAAGAAAUCAUGAGGGAAAUCGUGCAUCUGCAAGCUGGCCAAUGCGGUAACCAGAUUGGCGCAAAGUUCUGGGAGGUGAUAUCCGAGGAGCAUGGCAUAGAUCAGUCUGGAAUUUAUCACGGCGACAGCGACCUGCAGCUGGAACGAAUUUCCGUUUACUACAACGAGGCUUCCGUGGCUACGUCUACGGAUGGCGGCAAGUACGUACCCAGGGCCAUCCUGCUGGAUCUGGAGCCAGGAACGAUGGACGCCGUACGAUCUGGCGCAUACGGCAAGCUCUUCCGACCUGACAAUUUUGUCUUUGGUCAAAGCGGCGCCGGGAACAACUGGGCCAAAGGUCAUUACACGGAAGGUGCUGAGCUAGUGGAUUCGGUAUUGGACGUGGUGCGGAAGGAAUGUGAGAAUUGCGACUGUCUUCAAGGAUUCCAGCUGACCCAUUCCCUGGGCGGGGGUACAGGAUCAGGCAUGGGGACUUUGCUUAUAUCUAAGAUCCGUGAAGAGUAUCCCGACAGGAUCAUGAACACUUAUUCGGUGAUGCCAUCGCCGAAGGUAUCGGAUACCGUGGUGGAGCCUUACAACGCCACCCUGUCGGUUCAUCAGCUGGUGGAGAAUACAGACGAGACCUACUGCAUCGACAACGAAGCCCUUUAUGAUAUAUGCUUCCGCACCCUUAAAGUGUCCAACCCUUCCUACGGGGACCUGAAUCAUCUGGUAUCGUUGACCAUGUCCGGUGUCACUACCUGUCUCAGGUUCCCAGGUCAGCUGAACGCCGACCUCAGGAAGCUAGCCGUGAACAUGGUGCCCUUCCCACGUCUUCACUUCUUCAUGCCUGGCUUUGCGCCACUGACGUCACGAUCCAUGCAGCAGUACUCUGCCUUGUCCGUACCGGAACUCACGCAACAGAUGUUCGACGCUAAGAAUAUGAUGGCCGCCUGCGAUCCACGUCACGGAAGGUACCUUACAGUCGCCGCAGUCUUCAGAGGCCGGAUGUCUAUGAAAGAGGUUGAUGAACAAAUGCUCAGCGUGCAGAAUAAGAACAGUCCUUACUUCGUCGAGUGGAUACCCAACAACGUGAAGACUGCAGUGUGCGACAUUCCACCCAAAGGUCUGAGGAUGUCCUCCACGUUCAUUGGAAAUACGACGGCCAUCCAGGAACUGUUCAAGAGAAUUUCUGAGCAGUUCACUGCCAUGUUCAGGAGGAAGGCUUUCCUCCAUUGGUACACUGGCGAGGGUAUGGACGAGAUGGAGUUCACUGAAGCUGAAUCCAACAUGAACGAUCUGGUCUCCGAGUACCAGCAGUACCAGGAAGCAACAGCCGAAGAGGACUUUGAGGUUGAGGAAUGUGGCGAUGACUUUGAAACCUGCGAGCAAGAAUGAAGAGCAUUGACUGUUGAUAUAUUUAUGAUGGAUUUAACUUAGUCAUAUUUAUAAGGUCUCAUAAGCGUUUCAUACUUUUCUAGCUUUUAUACUCGAGUAUAGAUAGAUAGAAGACUGAACGAAUAUAAAAGAAUUUGUCAA
Messenger RNA from Cephus cinctus (wheat stem sawfly), 1828 nucleotides. Its product is annotated as tubulin beta chain. Lineage: Eukaryota; Metazoa; Arthropoda; Insecta; Hymenoptera; Cephidae. Bases 320 to 1687 code for a protein of 455 amino acids. The record is from RefSeq and is a predicted model, not a curated record. Gene Ontology annotation, cellular component: cytoplasm; microtubule. Gene Ontology annotation, biological process: microtubule cytoskeleton organization; mitotic cell cycle. Gene Ontology annotation, molecular function: GTP binding; structural constituent of cytoskeleton; GTPase activity. The transcript is spliced from 3 exons.